Clunio marinus is the source of this 601-nucleotide messenger RNA. The record is from the annotation of a GenBank genome assembly. Lineage: Eukaryota; Metazoa; Arthropoda; Insecta; Diptera; Chironomidae.
AGUGUUGAUUUAACUUCUUAGGUUUGAGGACGUCUUGAAACUUUUAUUAAAAAUGACGACUGUUGUUGAUAUUUUAAACUUUGAGAACCCAAUUUUUAAUGCAUUUGUGUUCUGGUCGACAGUUUUAGUUUUGAAAAUGCUUUUGAUGUCAAUAUUGACAGCGAUGCAAAGAUUCAAGACUAAGACUUUUGCUAAUGCAGAAGAUACAACAACAUUCAAGAACUUGAAGCCUAAAUUUAAUGAUCCCGAUGUUGAGAGAGUUCGACGAGCUCACAGAAAUGAUAUGGAAAAUAUUCCAGCUUUUAUAACUGUUGCAUUCUUCUAUAUGUUAACUUCACCAUCAGCAUUCUUCGCUAUUAAUUUAUUCCGAAUUGCAGCUAUUGGAAGAAUCGUUCAUACUAUUGUCUAUGCUAUCUUCCCAAUGCAACCAACUCGGGCAAUUGCAUGGUUUGCAUGCUAUGCCACUACUGCCUACAUGGGAAUUCAAGUCUUAUUUUUCUUCCUUGGAUAAAUGUGUGGGUGUUUAAUAAUAAAUUUCUUUUAUUUGUUAUGCAACAUGUGAAAUAAAAAUUCGAAUAAAAAAGUUAAAUACAUAACAGAA